GGUCGUCGUCGGGUUCAACUGAGCGACGACGACGCGCCGCCACCGUUGAUAUAACCGGCGUGCGUUGAUCCUCCGACGGUCAGUCGCGGCAGUUAGUUUCUCGAAUCAGGACGGUUCUCCCCUCAGGAAAAGGAAGAACCGGGUGCGCGGUUAAGAAUCGUUGUCAGUGUGUUUGUUGGUGAUUGUUUUAUCCGGUGGAGAAAAGGAUUAGAAUAAUGUGGAGAUCGGCACUCUGUUUGGCGCUGCUGGGCGCCUUUGGGGCCGUCAGCGGAACGACGAAACUGCAGGAACGGUACAACUGGCGCCAGUUGGACUUUGUGUUCCCGAACCAGCAGCUGAAGCAGCAGGCCCUGGCCAGCGGGGACUACGUGCCGACCAAUGGACUCCCGGUCGGAAUCGAACGGUGGGAGAACAAGCUCUUUGUGUCGGUGCCAAGAUGGAAGGACGGCAUCCCAUCCACUCUGAACUACAUCGAUAUGAAUCAGACCCCGUCGGGUUCUCCCCCACUGAUCCCGUACCCCAGCUGGGCCAACAACGUCGCCGGAGACUGCCAGAACGGCCUAUCCACCGUCUACCGUAUCAAGGCUGACAAGUGCGGACGCCUCUGGGUCCUGGACACCGGUACCGUCGGAAUCGGCAACACCACCCAGCAGCUCUGCCCGUACGCACUGAACAUCUUCGACCUGAAAACCAACACUCGCCUGCGUCGGUACGAACUGCGUGCCGAAGACACCAACCAGAACACCUUCAUCGCUAACAUUGCCAUUGACAUGGGACGCAGCUGCGACGACACCUUUGCCUACAUGUCCGAUGAGCUGGGCUAUGGACUGAUUGCCUACUCGUUCGAAAAGAACAAGUCCUGGCGAUUCGAGCACAGCUUCUUCUUCCCGGAUCCGCUGCGCGGUGACUUCAACGUCGCCGGUCUGAACUUCCAAUGGGGUGAGGAAGGCAUCUUCGGAAUGUCACUUUCUCCAAUGCAAGCCGACGGUUUCCGCACCAUGUACUUCUCUCCUCUGGCUAGCCACCGCGAAUUCAUGGUUUCCACCCAAGUUCUGCGCGACGAAGAAGGAGCUGAGGAAAGCUUCCAUAAGUUCAGCUAUCUGAAGGAACGAGGACCAAACAGUCACACCACUUCCCGAGUGAUGAGCGAAACCGGACUGCAGCUGUUCAACCUGAUCGAUCAGAACUCCGUCGGAUGCUGGCAUUCAUCGCUCCCAUACAGCCCCGAAAACCACGGAAUCGUCGAUCGCGACGACGUCGAACUGGUCUUCCCCGCUGACGUCAAGAUCGAUCAGGAAGAGAACGUGUGGGUCAUCUCCGAUCGUAUGCCCGUUUUCCUCAUUGCCGAACUGGACUACAGUGACGUCAAUUUCCGCAUCUUCUCCGCCCCGCUGAGCACUCUGGUCGCCGGAACCGUCUGCGACGUGCGGCCGCAUCUCCACGCCGCCCCUGGUGCCAUCCAGUCCAAAUUCGGUGGAUCCGAUCUGACGACAUAUUCGGACGUCACCCUCCUCCCACCCGGCUACACUCAACCCAUCAGCUACACCCCGUCUGCCUAUGCUCCAACCGUAGCUCCGGUCGCCAAGUACACGUCUGCUCCGGCGUACGAGCACCCGACCUCUCACAUGUACACGACUCAGGAAUAUCCGUCGACAGCCAAGGCGUACCACUACAACAAGUACCACGGCAUUGAGUACCAAACGCACGGCAAUGGUCAAGCCGACUACCACUUUGGUCACGGCGGCCACUACCAGCAGCACGACCAAGGUCAGGACCAAGGAUAUUACGGCGGCGGUGGUCACCACCACCGGUAUUGGGGAGGAGCUGGCGACAAGAAGUCGGAAUCCUGGAAGCAGCAACUGUAUUAGAAAUCCACCUUCGGCUGCUGCCUUUGAGGUCAAGCCGGUACCAUUAUCAUUUUAGGGAGAUUUAGGUAAAUUAUUUGUCAGUGUACAUCUACUCGUCAUGUGUCCUAACUUUAAGUCAGUGUAAGAACGAACGAACCAACUCAAGUCGAAUAAAAUAAGAUUUUUGUUACGAAA
Molecule: messenger RNA, 2042 nt
Organism: Armigeres subalbatus
Lineage: Eukaryota; Metazoa; Arthropoda; Insecta; Diptera; Culicidae
Gene: y
Product: protein yellow
Exons: 2
Coding region: 216-1868 (550 amino acids)
Cellular component (GO): extracellular region
Source: RefSeq, a predicted model, not a curated record